UCGGCCGAACAGGGUGAUCGAAACGGACAAUAUUUGCUUGGUGUUAUUUACAACGGUGGUGAAGGCGCCGCGCAAGGUACCGAUAGGGCCGUCUACUGGUGGACGAAGUUUGCAGAACAGGGCCUCCAUAUGUCCUUAGGCAACCUCAGGCGACUUGGCAAGUGGCCGUGA
Messenger RNA from Polychytrium aggregatum, 171 nucleotides. RefSeq lists its product as uncharacterized. The annotation marks the transcript as partial. The record is from RefSeq and is a predicted model, not a curated record. The transcript has a single exon. Gene Ontology annotation, molecular function: protein binding. Lineage: Eukaryota; Fungi; Chytridiomycota; Chytridiomycetes; Polychytriales.